CGCUAAUUAGAGCACGCAGGUGAACCAGCUGCCAUUUAAAGCGAGAGAAAGGGAAGGUAGUGAAUCUCCUCAGGUAUCAGCUACAGCUUUUAUUUUCUUGGGAAUCACUGUAGAAAAAUGGUUUCUCAGUUGGAAAAUGCAAUGGACAGCCUUAUCAAAGUGUUCCACACUUAUUCGUCCAAGGAAGGGGACAAAUACAAACUGAGUAAAGCUGAAAUGAAGAGUCUUCUACAGGGAGAGCUAAGUGACUUCUUGGCUGCCAGUAAAGAUCCGCUGGUUGUGGAGAAGAUAAUGUCUGAUCUGGAUGAGAACCGAGAUGGGGAAGUGGACUUCCAGGAAUUUGUAGUUCUGGUGGCAGCACUUACUGUGGCAUGUAAUGAUUUCUUUGUUGAGUGUAUGAAAAACUGAUGCCUGUUCAGGCAAUCUGGACUUCCUAUUCUGCUUUAAUAAAUGUGUUGCACUGAGCACAUGAUGAUUCUUUUAUAUAAAACAAUUUGGUACUUGUUUCUUUAAAGAAUUCUUUGCUGUUGAAGGGACCUGGAUGUAAAUCCCUAGUAUGUCUUCAGGAAAGCUGCUUGGACAGCUUUUUCCACC
Messenger RNA from Hemibagrus wyckioides, 594 nucleotides. Its product is annotated as protein S100-A1. The transcript is spliced from 3 exons. Gene Ontology annotation, molecular function: calcium ion binding. Lineage: Eukaryota; Metazoa; Chordata; Actinopteri; Siluriformes; Bagridae. The record is from RefSeq and is a predicted model, not a curated record. The coding region runs from base 118 to 408 and encodes 96 amino acids.